Molecule: messenger RNA, 728 nt
Organism: Alnus glutinosa
Lineage: Eukaryota; Viridiplantae; Streptophyta; Magnoliopsida; Fagales; Betulaceae
Exons: 2
Coding region: 267-728 (153 amino acids)
Molecular function (GO): protein binding
Source: RefSeq, a predicted model, not a curated record
UCCAAUCCCUAAACACAAAACAAGAAUGCUACUUCACAAUCGAGCCGAUAUUAUACUCUCCCGAGAAUCUGGCAGUUGAAUACAGAUUUCCUAUCCUCUUCUAUGCAUUUGGAUUUGGAUUUGGACCCAUUUCUGCAGCCUCAUCCACAAAAAGAGUACCACCAAAGAAAAAGGCUUCUGUACUGUAGUUUUCCUUACAAUCGCGAGAAGUUUGCUUCUAACAACGACGAAACGAUCUUCAAGACUCGAAAACCGAGAACAAGAACAUGGCCGAGGUCAAACCGAGCCUAAUCGAAGCGAUCUAUGAAGACGACAAGGCUCAACUCCUAACGCACACGAAGAGGCUCUUCCAGAGCGGUUCGGAGCCCUUAGACCGGCGCGUCGUCUCGAAGCUCCUCGAGCUCUGCUGCGCGUCCGACUCGGUGGAGUGCGCCGCCGCAUUGGUGAACGGAGAGUUCGGAACGGUUCCGUUGGUGAAUGAGAUGAACGAGGCGGGGUGGUCGACGCUGCACACGGCGGCCAAAUCUCACGCGAAACGGUGCGUUGAAGUGCUGCUCAAGAAACGCGCUCGUACGGACCUGAAGACGAAGGACGGCCACUCACUGCUUCCUCUGGAGCUGUCUCUUUCUUGCAGCAGGAUGGAGGUGAUAUGGAAUCCAGAUGACUACUCCGUUGAGGACUUGGUCGUUCUUCUCACUGAAAAGGUUGGAAAACCUUCUGCUAAUUAA